AUGGAUGUUAUUACCUGCAUUUUUUAUAUUUUUAUUUUUACCUUGUGUGCAAAUAGCAUGGACCCCGCAAAAAAGGGAAACGAAAACUUUCCUGCAAGAAAUUCGACUGAACGAGCAAUAAAUUUCGAUUCAGCAUAUCCUUCUUUUAACAUACAUUACAAUUUUGAACCGAAAGACUGGAGGAAUAUAGAAUUAGUUGAAAAGGAAAAAAACGACUUUUUAAAUAAUAUAAAAAGAGAAAUAGGAUCAAUGGAAGAGGAUAAAAUAAAAAUAAACUUUGUUUUAAAUAUUCAAAAACAGCAAAUAGAAGAAUUAAUAUUUUUAAUAAACCAUAUUAAAUACACUAUGAAAAACAAUAAAGACGAAGCAGAUGAAGAGGAACAAGAGCUUGAAAUGCCUCAAUAUUUAAGGAGCGGUAAUUUUAAUAAUAGUAAGGCUGAUAACAAUAAAAUGGAAGGACUUUUCAACGAAAUAAAUGAUUAUACAUUAAACAAAUUUCGGUUAAUAGAACAAGAUAACUUUUAUCAUAAUUUGGCAGAACAGUGGAUUAGCUAA
Messenger RNA from Plasmodium malariae, 555 nucleotides. Its product is annotated as conserved Plasmodium protein, unknown function. The coding region runs from base 1 to 555 and encodes 184 amino acids. The transcript has a single exon. NCBI's taxonomy places the organism in Eukaryota, Apicomplexa, Aconoidasida, Haemosporida, Plasmodiidae. The record is from RefSeq and is a predicted model, not a curated record.